AAAUAUCAAAGGUUUACAACAUGGGGUUGCAAAUAUAUAGGGAUUAAAAAAUCAGAGUUUGUGACAAAGACUCAAUUGUAAGGCAACAUCAUAUAACUAAGAAUCUGAGUUUCCUGUAAGAUUGGCUUAAGAAAGUUCUUUUGUGUUAACAACUUUUGACAAAGGCCUUUCUAUAGUCCUAUCUUUCUAUAGUAUGUUGAAGCAUCACACUCACCCUUGCCCCUUUAGUAAAAGUAAAUUCAACCUAUAGGAAGCAUAAAGUCUGACCUGGGACUUUUUCAGAAAUGAAUUUUAUUUUUCUUCUCUGUGUUUUCAGCCAAGCUGUCUCAGUCAUUCAAGGAAUAAGAGACAAGGUGGAUAAUAGUCGAACUAGAAGAACCUACAGACGAAGAACAGUAGAAGUUGGAGUUUAUGUUGAUAAAUAUUUAUGGAAGACUAUGCAGCGACAAGUUAGAGGAUCUGAUCGUACUGUGGAAAGUGCUACACAUAAAAUGGUUAGAGAUCUAUUCACAGAUGCGGCAGUUUUCUUCAGAAAAAGUUCAAUGUCAAGAAAUGGAGGUUUUGAUUUAAAAGUAAACGGUGUCUGGAUAAAGAAGGACAAUUCUGAUCGUGAUUUUAGUCCAAUACAUUAUACAAAUGACCAAUCGAGACAACUUUAUAGUUUCCAGAAAUAUGCUGGAUUAAAAAACAACCCGGAUGAUAGAAGACGUGAUAGUUAUGAUAUCAAUUUCCUACUGACUGGGUCCACAAGCUCGGGUAUGAGGGGAGUUGCUUUUGCGAAUACGGUUUGCCAUCUGGAUGCUGCUGGUCUGAUGAAUCUAUAUGUGAGUGAUGGGGGUAAGUAUGAUGGAGUAGCCCCUAUAUUACUGGCUCAUGAGUUGGGACAUGUUAUGGGAGCUGGAAAGCAUGAUGGAGAGAGAGGAGAAGCUGAAAAUUGUAAAGGAAAAUAUAUUAUGACACCAAGCGUUGGAUAUGACCAUACUACAUGGAGUUAUUGCUCCAGGAAUCAGAUUGAUAGACACAUGGCUAAACUGGAGAAGGACAGGCAUACCAAGGGAAAUUGCUUUUAUGUCUAACCAUGGAUGGGCACAGCUUGAAGAAGUAGCAAUUGGAUUUCAAAUUACAAAAAUAAUUUUGUAAAGAAUGGAAGGGAAAUAUAUGACUUGCAUUUUAA
Messenger RNA from Eurytemora carolleeae, 1174 nucleotides. Its product is annotated as snake venom metalloproteinase leucurolysin-A. NCBI's taxonomy places the organism in Eukaryota, Metazoa, Arthropoda, Copepoda, Calanoida, Temoridae. The transcript has 9 exons. Gene Ontology annotation, biological process: proteolysis. Gene Ontology annotation, molecular function: metalloendopeptidase activity. Bases 285 to 1076 code for a protein of 263 amino acids. The record is from RefSeq and is a predicted model, not a curated record.